Messenger RNA from Stylophora pistillata, 3006 nucleotides. RefSeq lists its product as uncharacterized. Gene Ontology annotation, molecular function: delayed rectifier potassium channel activity; ligand-gated monoatomic ion channel activity. Gene Ontology annotation, biological process: action potential; potassium ion transmembrane transport. The record is from RefSeq and is a predicted model, not a curated record. Gene Ontology annotation, cellular component: voltage-gated potassium channel complex; membrane. Lineage: Eukaryota; Metazoa; Cnidaria; Anthozoa; Scleractinia; Pocilloporidae.
UUAGUUUUGGUAUUUUUGUGUUUCAAUUGUGAUAAACCUCAUCUGAAAAAAAAAUAGCAUAUGCGGGAACUCAAGAGAGCAGAAUUUUAGAAAAAUCCACCUUUGAAAGGUUUUAAUUGUAAUUGUCAUAAAGUUUUGUUUUUCACCUUAUUUUAGCAAGGAUCUUCGCGGGAAACCACUCACGCAGAUUUUUACUUUUGAAAUUACCGACUGUUAUUGAAUUUACGUUUGCGCUUAAGUUUAGUUUUUAAUUAGACACUAUUGACAGGCGUGUUUGUGUAGGUGUAGCGUCACUUUAUUUGAAGACGUUCUUUAAAUAGCAUCCGAAGCGGUCGAUGUGACAGCAAGGUUUAACAGAAUUCACGGAAAUGAAACUAGGAUGAGCUAACACAGUUGGCCUUUACUUAAGGAUAAGGAGUUUGACUCGAUUGAUGAAGGAGAGGUAGAAUGGAAUAGUUGUUAAUCUCAAUUUGUUCUUCCUACUGUAUCUUAAAGGAUCAAAACUCGAUGCAGCAGCUGGAGAGGUUAGAAUAAAUGGAAUUUUCAUCAUUGCUUUAUAUAAUUUUUAUUUCACUAGUUUGGUUUUCAGAGGUCUGAAGUUCAAACAUGAUGAAUCUUUCUCGAAUGGUGAGGAUUUUCAUCAUGUUUAUUAUGGCCAUGACGAUUUACGUUCUGGCAGACGAUGAAUGCCCGGAUGACAGUAACAUAAUGCUCCGUGACCCCGCAGGAUGCCCAAUUGACUACAUGACAGUGGCAAUGUUUCCUUCUCCACCCUACCUUUUAUUGAAUGAAAACGACGACAAUGGAAAUGCAACAUAUCCUUAUGGCAUUGUUUUCGACUACAUUUUCGACACUUUGUCACGUUGCUGCCCAGAGAAAACGGAACUCGUGCUCAAUAAUGAGGCUUUAGUCGAAUCUGACGUAAUCUUUCCUGUCACUGAAGACGAUGAAACCUUUUUAACCUUCUCGGGAGUUUCUUACACCUUCUACGAUAUCGUCAAGGUAGAUGAUUUUGUUCUGAUUGGCCUCAUCGAUCAGUACAACGCCAAAGCAAGAGGCUUGGUUUUAAGGUCUUUGUAUGACUCUUGGCCAAGUUUUGUGUUAAUCUUUCUUCUCACUGGAAUUGCUGGAAUUUUCAUCUGGGCCCUGGAAUACCACAUGAAAAACGAAGAAUUUUCUUUGUCCUUUACAAGAGGUUCUUAUGAUGGAUUUUGGUGGGCUUUUAUUAGCAUGACAACUGUUGGAUAUGGAGACAAAAGUCCAAGAUCCUUUUUCGGUCGCUUGUUUGGUGUGUUUUGGAUUCUCACAGGCUUGGUCGUCAUCACCAUGUUUACCGCCACAGUGACGUCUGCCCUUCUUUACAGCUCCUCGCCGGAGUUUAUCAAUGGACUGGAAGGGCUUGAGGUGGCAGUGCUUAAUGGCAGCUUUGCUGAGGCCGAGGCAACCUAUCUGGGAGCAGGACCCCGUCCGUACCCUAAAUUUGAAGAAAUGCAUGCUGCUAUGGUGAAUGAAGAGGUAGAAGGCCUAUUCCUGGAGAGACUCCAAGCUUAUUACUUCUACAGCGAUAAUGAUUUCUACGAUGAUGACAAUUUUCGAGUGUUUCAUACAGUUCCCACCAAAAUCUCAUACAAGAUGGCCUUCGAGCAAUAAACAACAUGUCAAUUGCUUGAAAAGAACCACUGCUUCAAACGUCGCUUGGAGAAUCCUUUAAUCAGUUCAUACGUCAGGGGCUAUACCACGCCGUUAAAGGCUUUCAAGCCAUCGGUGGAUACAGUUGGUCUUUUGUCAGGCAAUUCAAAAGGAACAAGUACUUUGUUACUCAGCCUGAUGGGUGUGUUCUUCGGUCUAUGUGUUCUCGGGGUCUCGGUAGAAUUGUUCCUUUGGAAAUCUGCGAAGCGGUACUCUAAGCCAGCUCCCUUUCAUACUAAAAGUGAAAGAAUGCCGUCUGAUGUAAAUUCGUUUCACACAAACAACGUCUUAAGGCAACUUGGAGGCUUCGAGGAGAAUCUGGAAAAGCUUUCCAUCCAAAUACAGAAGAUGAAAGAAAGUCUGACUGGUGAAACAGGGAAGACGACUAAAGAUAACCUCAAACUUACGGAACUCAACUAAUUCCUUUGUACAUGGCUACUUUCGAGACAUGAGACAUACGCGUAUUGAUCAUCCUUUAGUAUGGCCGUGUGACCCAUGCAAAGAUAUAUCAUCCUUGACCUUAAUAUAGGAAGUAUUAUUUCCCAUCCUCAAAUAGGUGGAAAAAAGAAACGCAUGAAAUGCGCAGCAGCAGUUAAUAAAAUUAAAAGUUAAUUUGUUAAAUUUUACUUGGAUGGUAAUUUCAUCUAUUGGCUAAAGCUUAAAGGUCUAUAAACUGCAAUCCCAUUUUACAACGCCGAACUAACACUACCUCCAACUGUUCCAUAAUACGAAAACUAAUUGAACGACUGUGAAUAUUAUGAAAAAUCAUGCAUUUGAACCGCAGAUUAAUAAAUGAAGAUAGGAGUGAUCUUUGCAGUAAUUAACACUACUUGAGCAAUACCGAGAAUAAAACCUGAAAAAAAAAUCAGGCUUUAUCAACAGACCUUUUCAGGCUUUAUUGUCACUAUUGCUUUAGUUUUGUUUAUUACUGCGAAGAUCACUCUCUUCUUGCAAUUGGAAAGUGUACAUAAAUCACGUAAAUUAUGGGUCCCAAUGAAAGACUCUUAUAUACUUCCAAGGUAAGACAAAGUAUAAUUAACAUAAAUAGGUUUGUAUAAAAAAUACCGAUGUCAAGAUGACUACAUGCCUAGCAAAUAAAGAAAGUGAUUCUGGUUUUUUUCAUCAAUAUCACCUAUUGCUAUAAGACAUCUUAUUAUUAUUACAUUUGAAGCUUACUGAUAAAUUUAUGGAAAUGAUAAAAAAUGUAAACAGUGGAUAUAAAAAAUUGAAAAGGUUAAAUUUCGCGAAAAACAAGUUCAUUUCGGGUUGAUGCAGUUCAAAUCAAAAUAAUACAAAAUAAAAAUAGACUGUAAAACA